Aspergillus wentii DTO 134E9 is the source of this 945-nucleotide messenger RNA. RefSeq lists its product as uncharacterized. NCBI's taxonomy places the organism in Eukaryota, Fungi, Ascomycota, Eurotiomycetes, Eurotiales, Aspergillaceae. The coding region runs from base 1 to 945 and encodes 314 amino acids. The transcript is spliced from 4 exons. The record is from RefSeq and is a predicted model, not a curated record.
AUGAAUCCUGUUAACGGGUUUAUCUUGCGCCUCCCCGAUGAGUUUCUAGUGGUUAUUCUCGAGACCGCAUCAGAGCAUGACCCCCAACGCCCAGAUGACCGUAUUAGAUAUAGCUACGACUCAUGCAAGAGUCUGGCUUUCGUGUGCCAUCGUUUCAACCGCAUUGUCGCCCCGUUUCUCUACCACACGAUCAAUUUCAAUGUGUCCGCUCCAUUGAGAACUACGACCAAAACAAAGCAACCUGAUCUCCAUGGCGGGUUCACCGUCGUCUUCAAAGAUGAGAGCCAUACAAAGGCAACGUGGGAAUUACUCCGACAUGCCUCGAACUAUAUGACCGAGCUACGUCGUCUUGACCUUCAUCGGAAUAAUUUGGGAGUCCACUUAUCUGAUCUUAUGGAGGUUGAUAUACUUUCGUUGGAGGAGCUGAAUAUAAGUGGGAUGUCGAGUAGCUCAUACAAUAGAAUCCCAAUUCCUGCGAGUUACCCGGAGAAUGUAGUGAUACCCAUCAACAAGCGGCGAACAGCCUCAUUCCGCAAACUGCAUCUAUCCCACUUUCAGGCUAUCCCCACAGCAACAUCCGAGAUAAUCAACUGGUCCAAACAUCUCACCCACUUCAAGCUAAGCUUCUUCAUGAGCGUAUAUCCCCUGUACCUCCAAGACUUGAACUCAUGCCUCCACCACCACCACCAAUACACCCUACGAAGUAUUGAUAUCGGCUAUUUGAGCGACGAACGCCGCCCACGCUUCUACGCUGUUGACUCCCCCAACCUCGAGGAACUCACUCUGUCGCGCUGGCUGAUGCCCGAGAAAGGCCUGCAAUUCACAUCAGCAGAUGCGGAUGCUCUCCUCGGGCCUAAGCUGCGUACUUUUCAUUUGACUUUACGCUACUCGAUUGGCAUCCUGAGAGAUGGAACGAUGUCGGGGAGCAGGAGGAGCAGUGGUUGA